Molecule: messenger RNA, 1448 nt
Organism: Medicago truncatula (barrel medic)
Lineage: Eukaryota; Viridiplantae; Streptophyta; Magnoliopsida; Fabales; Fabaceae
Product: malate dehydrogenase 2, peroxisomal
Exons: 9
Coding region: 144-1214 (356 amino acids)
Biological process (GO): carboxylic acid metabolic process; tricarboxylic acid cycle
Cellular component (GO): chloroplast; cytoplasm
Molecular function (GO): L-malate dehydrogenase (NAD+) activity
Source: RefSeq, a predicted model, not a curated record
AUUCAUUAUAUUUUUCUGUUUAUAUUCUUUUGCACCCUCUCAUUUCUUGUCCUGUUUUUUCACACCCCAUAAUAUAAUAUACUAUAACCAUUCAACUUCAGCACACACUGCUUCUUCCUCAGUCUCUCAAGUAAUCCAUAGAAAUGGAAGCACAUGCAGGAGCCAACCAAAGGAUUGCAAGAAUCUCUGCUCAUCUUCACCCUUCAAAUUUCCAGGAAGGAGGUGAUGUUGUAAUUGACAGAGCUAACUGCAGAGCCAAAGGUGGGGCACCUGGAUUCAAAGUAGCAGUAUUGGGGGCUGCUGGUGGAAUUGGUCAAUCCCUUUCUUUGCUGUUGAAGAUGAACCCACUGGUUUCAGUUCUUCAUCUUUACGAUGUUGUCAACACCCCUGGUGUCACAGCUGAUGUUAGUCACAUGGACACUGGUGCUGUGGUUCGUGGCUUUUUGGGGCAACCACAACUUGAGAAUGCACUCACAGGCAUGGACUUGGUAGUUAUACCUGCUGGUGUGCCAAGGAAACCUGGAAUGACCAGGGACGACUUAUUUAAGAUAAAUGCUGGAAUUGUGAGAACCCUUUGCGAAGGAAUUGCCAAAUGUUGCCCCAAUGCGAUUGUCAACUUGAUUAGCAAUCCAGUGAAUUCCACUGUGCCAAUUGCUGCUGAGGUCUUCAAGAAAGCUGGUACAUAUGAUCCAAAGCGACUUUUAGGAGUUACAGCCCUCGAUGUUGUGAGGGCAAAUACUUUUGUGGCAGAGGUACUUGGUGUUGAUCCAAGAGACGUUGAUGUUCCAGUUGUAGGAGGUCAUGCAGGAGUCACAAUAUUGCCUCUUUUGUCACAGGUUAAGCCUCCCAGUAGCUUCACUGCAGAAGAAACCGAAUACCUGACAAAUCGCAUUCAAAAUGGUGGAACAGAAGUUGUUGAGGCUAAAGCUGGGGCUGGUUCUGCAACACUAUCAAUGGCAUAUGCAGCUGCUAAGUUUGCUAACUCAUGCCUCCAUGGUUUGAAAGGAGAAGCUGGAGUGAUUGAGUGUGCUUAUGUUGAUUCUCAGGUUACGGAACUUCCUUUCUUUGCAACCAAGGUUCGUCUUGGUCGUGCUGGAGCAGAAGAAAUAUUUCCACUGGGUCCCCUCAAUGAGUAUGAGAGGAUUGGGUUGGAAAAAGCUAAGAGAGAGUUGGCAGGAAGCAUCCAGAAGGGAGUAGAGUUCAUUAAAAAAUAAGUCAGAUAAGGAAAAAAAUAGUUUUGUUUUGUCUCUUAUCUAUAUCUGUAAUAAACUUGUGUAAUAAUUCCCUCUGUUUAUAGUAUAUCUUUCUUAAGAACAGUACUCUAAAAUUUUUGUGUUAUCCAUAGCUUAGCUGUUGAUGUAACGGAUAUGACAUCAGUAAAACCUUGUAAUAUAUUCUGAAAGUGAAAGGCGUUACAACGUCGGCCAUUUUACUAUUUCCAGAUCAAA